Messenger RNA from Penicillium antarcticum, 777 nucleotides. RefSeq lists its product as uncharacterized. The coding region runs from base 1 to 777 and encodes 258 amino acids. Lineage: Eukaryota; Fungi; Ascomycota; Eurotiomycetes; Eurotiales; Aspergillaceae. The record is from RefSeq and is a predicted model, not a curated record. The transcript has a single exon.
AUGGCCCGCAUCCUGAUCACGGGUUCCACCGAUGGCUUUGGCCUUGAGGCUGCCCGUCAGCUCGUUGAGCGUAAACACACCGUCUAUCUUCAUGCGCGAAACCAAGAGCGCGCAGAGGAUGUCAAGAUCACAUGCCCUGGGGCUGCUGGUGUGCUCGUUGCGGACUUGACAAGCGUGGCCGAGACGCGCAAAUUGGCCGAGGAAGCCAACGAGAUUGGCACCUUCGACGCUAUCAUUCUUAAUGCCGGACUGCUUUACGGCCCCUUCCGCAAGACAGAGUCUGGCGUGCCAGCUAUGCCUUUCGUGAAUGUUCUCGCUCCCUACAUUCUCACAUGUCUCCUCAAACAACCUAAGCGUCUAAUCUUCAUCGGCUCUAUCCUCCAUCGGGAAGCCAAGACAAACCUAAAGGAUAUCUUCUGGUUAGAGCGCGGGGAGAAGGAGUUCCAGGACUUCCCCGCAUACUGCGAUUCGAAGCUCCAUGUUAUGCUUCUUGCGAAUGCGGUAUCAAAACGGUUCAAGGGCACUUCAGUCACCUCUGUCCACCCUGGAUAUGUUCCUACUAAGCUUGGAGGUGCAGGCGCUACCGAUAAGCUGGAGGAUGGUGUUGAGACAUACGUUAUGCUGGCCGAAGGUGAUUACGAUCAGAGUCUCACCGGUGUCUACUUUGUACCUAAGAAGCAAAUUGGUGAGCCUCUUCCAGAGACAACUCACGAGGAUCUCCAGGAAAUUGUUGUCAAGGCCUGCGAGGAUGUCACCGGUAUUAAGCUUGGAGCUUAA